AUGAACUAUGUUACGAAAUUGCAACAUUUCCUCCCGAAAACCAUUGCAUUCUCUUAUAGACAGAGAUGGCUUUCCCAAUUAGUUAACAUUCAAACUGUUUCACCAUCAGAUUCUAAUCUCAAAGCUAACAACACUAAUAAUAAUAAUAAUAAUAAUAAUAUCAAACAACCAUUCGUACCAAGAUAUGAAUUCCCUCAAUAUAACAUUACAUUGACCGAUUUUAAAGGUCAUCAAAUGAAAGCUUUGAAAAAUUUCCAAAAAUUACUACCUCAAUUAAAUAUGAUAAUAGAAUUACGUGAUAUAAGAGCUCCCUUAUCAACAAGAAAUUUAUUAUUUGAUACCUUAUUAUCACGAACAAAGAAAUCAUCUACUUUAUCAAAAUUAAUCAUAUACACAAAAAAAGAUCUCUUAUCUUCUUCACCACAAGAUCCUAAAAAAUAUUUAGAUAAAUUAAUUAAAUGGCAUAAUGAAAUAAAUGAAAAAUUCAUAAUAAUGAAUUGUAACCAUAACAAAGAUAUUAAAACAUUAAUGGACUUGAUUAAUUGGCAAAAUAAUAAAUUUAUAAAAAAUCCAUUACCAAUGGGAUUCAGAAUCUUGAUCAUUGGUAUGCCCAACGUAGGCAAAUCUACUCUAACCAAUUCAUUAAGAUCAUUUGCCACACAUAAUGAUACGGACCACCACCACCACGACAAGGAAAAGAAAAAUACUGUCGUGGCGAAAACAGGAGGUCAAGCUGGUGUCACGAGAAGUAUAAGUGAAUGCAUUAGAAUCUCUAAUGACAAAUCUUCCUCCACUAUGCAUGGAAUAUAUAUAGUAGAUAGUCCAGGAGUUGGAUUACCAGGUAGAAUAAAUAAUUGUCAAAGAAUGUUGACAUUAUCGCUAGCUGGCUGUAUUAAGGACAAUUUGAUUGAUCCGAUAAUACAAGCUGAUUAUUUAUUGUAUUUGAUUAAUUUACAACAACAAUUAACGGGAAAGAAAAGAAACUCUCACGAGCUUUACCCUGGAUCCAUUCAAAAUCCGACCAAUAACGUUUAUGAAGUUUUGAAAAGGCUUAAGGGAAAGGCUAAUAUUAAUGAUAAUUCAAUGGCUAUGUCAUGGGUCGAUAACUGGAGACAAUCAAGAAAGGGAAUCAUUUUCGAUCCGGAAUUAUUACUUGAAUGUGAUGAAUUCUCAUUGAAAGAUUAUCUUGGUAAUGAAUCGAAGAAAAUACGUACUCUUUAUUCUGAUGGUAUGCUUAAUACUACUACUACUACUACUACUACUGCUGCUAAUAAUAAUAAUAAUGAUAAUAAUGGCGCAAAGAGCAAGAAGAAGAAAAAGGACAAGAAGGUAUCUUCGAACAAUAAUAAUAAACUUUUCAUCAAUUAA
Molecule: messenger RNA, 1368 nt
Organism: Naumovozyma dairenensis CBS 421
Lineage: Eukaryota; Fungi; Ascomycota; Saccharomycetes; Saccharomycetales; Saccharomycetaceae
Gene: MTG1
Product: putative GTPase MTG1
Exons: 1
Coding region: 1-1368 (455 amino acids)
Cellular component (GO): mitochondrion
Molecular function (GO): GTP binding; GTPase activity
Source: RefSeq, a predicted model, not a curated record